AUGAGUUACAUGAAUCGAGGACUCUGGACAGGUCUUGCUCGACCAAGCACAUCAUCUUCAAGGGCUCAGCCAAUGCCAUUAAUCACAAAAGGACUCGGAGGAUCCAGUUCUUCAAUUGCCCCAAAAUCAGUUAGAAGUCUAUCAAAACCUUCAAGUUCUGGAGUAUUCAAAAAGCAAAGGUAAAAUUUACUCACUCCCCUUUAACAGUGAAUAAAAGCUAUAGAAAAAAUUUUACCUUUUUAAGUUAAAAAAUCCUUUGCUAGUCAAAAAUAUUUUUUUAAUAUUAUUGUUUUAUGCAAAAUAUUUAUAUUUAUAUAUAAUUUUUAUAAUAAAAAAUUAUAUAGAAUUUAUAAAAGCAAACUAAAUCCCCCUUCAUCGGCGAGCAAAACAGUUUUCCUUGUCUACUAAAGGGGAGGCCAGGAAAACCGAAAUCCCUGCAACUGCAUUCAGGAAAUUUUAUCUCAGAGGCGAUCUCCCUGUAGUCGUUAAUUUCCUAGGUGCUCAUAGAAAAAUUGCAUGGAAGGUUGAAUUGGAGCUUCUCGAUUAUCAUCAUUACCUGCCUUUGUUUUUUGAAGGACUAAGAGAAGUCGAAGAACCUUUCAAAUUUAUCGCAGACAAAUCUAUUGAUGAUCUAUUAGACAGAUGCCCACAUAAAGUGUUACCUGUGCUUCCACAGCUGAUUAUACCUAUUAAAACUGCGUUAAAUACAAAACACUCUGAGGUUAUCGUUGUUACUUUGAAAAAGCUUCAGAAGCUGGUUAAGUGCGGAAAUGCUGUGGCUGAAGCAUUGGUGCCUUACUACCGACAAAUUUUGCCAAUUUUUAAUAUGUUUAAAAACAAAAGAUUAAAUAUAGGGGAUGAAAUUGACUAUGGGCAAUAUAAAGGAUGCAAUAUAAGUGACUUAGUUCAAGAAACUCUGGAAUUAUUUGAAACCUAUGGAGGAGAAGAUGCUUAUAUCAACAUCAAAUAUAUGGUCCCUACUUAUGAAUCCUGCAUGUUCUAG
Messenger RNA from Blepharisma stoltei, 1003 nucleotides. Lineage: Eukaryota; Ciliophora; Heterotrichea; Heterotrichida; Blepharismidae. The record is from the annotation of a GenBank genome assembly.